Closterium sp. Yama58-4 is the source of this 1575-nucleotide messenger RNA. Lineage: Eukaryota; Viridiplantae; Streptophyta; Zygnematophyceae; Desmidiales; Closteriaceae. The record is from the annotation of a GenBank genome assembly.
AUGUCCCCCACCCUUCCGCUGCACCAAACCCCGUCAGUCACCACUAGCAUUUCCGCAGUUUCCUCUGCACGGGUUGGUUUGCGCGCGCUUCUGUCUCCCGGUCCUGAGUCCCUCCCCUCUGGCGCCACGGCACGGGCAGCGUACGCCACGGUGGCCGUUUCCAGAGACCCGCAAUUUGCCACGUUGGAAGACGCUGACGUGGAACAUUUCAAGGGGAUUCUAGGCGAACGUGGCGUGAUCACGGACCCUGACGCCGUGGCAGCAGCCAACGUGGACUGGAUGGGCAAGUACAAGGGGAAUAGCAAGCUGUUGCUGCGGCCAACCACAUCAAGCCACGUGGCAGACGUAUUAAAGUACUGCAAUGAGAGGCGGUUGGCUGUGGUGCCUCAGGGCGGCAACACAGGUCUGGUGGGCGGCAGUGUGCCUGUGUUCGAUGAGAUUAUUCUGAGCCUGGCAGGAAUGAACAAGAUCAUCUCAUUCGACGAGGUGAGCGGCAUCCUGGAUUGCGAGGCGGGCUGCAUCCUUGAAUCCCUCGACACCUUCCUGGCCGACAAGGGGUUUGUAAUGCCGUUGGACUUGGGCGCCAAGGGCAGCUGCCAGAUCGGCGGCAACGUGUCCACCAACGCGGGUGGCAUCCGCCUGCUGCGAUACGGCUCCCUGCAUGGCUCCGUGCUCGGGUUGGAGGUGGUGAUGGCGGAUGGCACGGUGGUGGACAUGACGAGGGCGCUCAGGAAGGACAACACGGGCUACGACCUCAAGCAGCUCUUCAUCGGGGCGGAGGGCACGCUGGGCGUGGUGACGAGGGUGGUGCUGCUGGCGCCACCGCGCUCGCCCUCAGUGCACGUGGCGCUGCUGGGGUGCUCCUCCUUCGACGCCGUGCAGCAAGUCUUCUGCGCCAGCAGGCGCCACCUGGGGGAGGUGCUAUCUGCCGCUGAGUUCUUCGACCGCAGCUCCCUUCAAAUGGUGUUGAAGCACAACGAGGGUACGAGGGAUCCGCUACCGGACGGGGAGUAUCCCUUCUAUGUCCUCAUUGAAACGUCCGGCAGCCACCCCGAGCACGACCGGGCGAAGCUAGACGCGUUUCUGGAGGGCGUGAUGGAGGAUGGCGCGGUGGAGGAUGGUACCGUGGCUCACGACUCCACUCAGGCCGCUGCCAUCUGGCACCUGCGCGAGGGAGUAGCGGAGGCGCUACAGCGCGCUGGGGCAGUGUACAAGUACGAUCUGUCGGUGCCCGUCUCACAGCUCUACGGCCUUGUGGAUGACAUGCGCACCCGCCUAGAGGGCAGUGCAGCGCAGGUGGUGGGGUACGGGCAUCUGGGCGAUGGCAAUCUGCACCUCAACAUCUCCGCACCCACGUAUGACCACAAACUGUUGGAGAGGAUAGAGCCGUAUGUGUACGAGUGGGUGGCGGGGCGGCAGGGCAGUGUGAGUGCGGAGCACGGGCUGGGGCUCAUGAAGGCCAACGCCAUCCACUACAGCAAGGACCCCCAAGCGGUGGCGGUGAUGAAGAGGGUGAAGGCCCUCUUUGACCCCAACGGCAUCCUCAACCCCUACAAGCUGCUGCCCUCCUCCUGA